Molecule: messenger RNA, 1470 nt
Organism: Kuraishia capsulata CBS 1993
Lineage: Eukaryota; Fungi; Ascomycota; Pichiomycetes; Pichiales; Pichiaceae
Exons: 1
Coding region: 1-1470 (489 amino acids)
Source: RefSeq, a predicted model, not a curated record
AUGAGUGGACCAGAAUGUGCCACCCUUCUUGGCUCAUCAAUACUAAGCACAAGGGACAUCAACGGAUUACAGGGCAUAGAUGCGGUUGAGCUCAGAACAGCGUUGAGCGAAAUGCACAAGCUCAAGUCACAAUCGUUAAUCGAGGGUGCUGAAGAGUAUAAGGAGGAUUACUUGUCGUCUUCUGGAGAUGUGAAGAUGAUGUUGUCACAGGUGUUGGAUGAAAGACUGCGCCGAAUACUAGAUGGUUCUAUGAGAGGCAGUUACACUGGGGUUAAAUUCUCUGAGGACCUUGCUCAGGAUUUGAAACAGAAUUCUGACUCACUGAGCUAUAUCAAGCUGAGGGUAAUUAUAGAGAGGGCGAUUGCAGAUGUACACAGCAUUCUACAGAGGAACGGCGCGGAACUGCUUUCUCCUCAUGAACUGUUGAAAUUGAAGCAGGAGAAACUCAGAAUAGAGGGAUUGAUAUCAUGUGCAGAAGAUCUAGACCAUACCGAACUUUACAGAUCGUUGAACGAGGUGAACGAGCGAUUGACUAAUCACAAUCUGCUAUCUACCUCUAUGGGACAACUGAGUGAUCCGUUGUUUGACGGGACUACAGAGACUGUUCGCGGCACAAUCAGAUUCGACAAUGCAGAAUCGCAUACCACAUCAAGGAGCUCAGUCAGUGCAGGAAACUGGGACACCCAAGAGACCAACCGGGCCCUCGAAGACCUCUUGUCGUUGGUGAUGUCGCUUUCCAUCCAGAAGAACAUUGAAUUAUCGCAACCAGAUCCGGAGAUUCUUGGGUCAUUAUCAGGGAAGAUCAACUGGGCCACCAACUGUGUUGACGAAAUCAUGAGGUCCGAUUUGCAAUUUUCGCCUUCAUCCGAUCAGGCACCAAGGAGGUUGAAAUCUGUCAGGAACGCAUACAGCGACAGUGAGGAGCUGCUGAAACUUCGUACGGCUGUCAAGGACCUCAACUUUUCGCAGAAGUAUCUUGGGAGACAGUUCGAGGAUGAAAGAGCACAAUAUCACCAGACGAUCUCGACUCUGAGAAAGAAUUUGCAGGGAGCACAGAACUUGCUGGUGAAGUCCAACUCGGAUCUCACUCAGCAGGCCAACCAGGUAUUGAACAUGGAGCUCAAGCUGAAUGAGGUGGAAUCGCAGUUGAUGUCGAAGAAGUCUGAGCUUUUGCAGCUGACGAAGGAGGUCAACCUUUUGAGAGUUGAUUCCCUGGGCACCUUCAAUGCCAAGGCACUUUCUCCGCAACAAGGACCGACGACUCCCACGUUGCCAAACUUUGAUUCGCCCAAUUCUCCAAAUAAGAGCAAUGUGAGUGUGUCUAUCCUCAAGGCUGAGUUCAAAAAACUGGUCACCAAGAUCAACGAGAAGUAUGAGAGUGAUCUUAACGCAGAGCGUACCGAGAGAAUGAGGCUUCAGGAAUUGGUGAAAAUGUACGAGAAAGGAGGCCAUUCUCCGAGACAGAAAUAG